AUGAAGCGUCGCCGCCCCCAACCGCGUAUCGCAACCAAAGGGACCACGAGCGGCGGCGGCGGCGCCGUCCGGAGCUCUGACGACGUCCCUCUCGCGCGCGCGAGCGCCCCCCUCGGCGAGAGAGACGCUGUGGUUCAGUCCGGCGACGGCGACGACGACGCCGUCGCGGACUCGAACGACUCGCCCGUAUCGACCGCGGCGGCGCCGCCGUCCUCUCAGUCCGCCGAUGACGGCGCGAGGGCGGCGGCGGCGAUCCCCCCGCUCGACCCGAGCGGCGACGGCGACCUCGCGCCGUGCGCCGGUAAGGUGUGCUUUAACUGCCGGAGGCAAAAGACGCCGCAGUGGAGGCCUGGUCCGGCCGGACCGAGGACGCUGUGCAACGCGUGCUGGAGCAGGGUGCGGGCGGCCGCGCCGGAGUACAAGGAGAAGGAGAAGGAGCGUCUCGCCGCGCUUCACAUAGUGCGGAUGGCCGAGCCGGAGUUCAAGGAGAAGAAGAAGAAGCAGGACACCGCGUAUCGAGCCGAGCCGGGGUCCAAGGAGAAGCAGAAGAAGCGGGACGACGCGCGGGCGGCCGCGCCGGGGUCCAAGGAGAAGAAGAAGAAGCAGGACGACGCGCGGCGAGCCAACGAACUGAGGGAGAUUGUGGCCGCGGCGAAGGCGGCGCUCGCGCCUUCUUCGCUCGCGCCUUCUUCGCUCGCGCCUUCUUCGCUCGCGACUGUGGUCUCGAACGUCGGCGGCGUUCGGUCCGCGGAGUCCGCAGCGACGGCGAAAACCACGAGCGCCACGCGCGCGGACGCGGACUCGAACAAGGAGAACAUCGUUCCGACCCCGAGCGUGCGCGUGAUUCGCCCGAGCGGCGCGGGAUCGGACACGACCGCGGCGAUCGUCCGCGUCGAUCACGCGAAGGCCGCCACCCCGCCGAAGUCGCUCGCCGGAUUCGGUGACCAACUCAUGGCUCAAAGGGGCGUAGGCGGAGAUGAACGCUUUCGGCGGAACGUCACCCUUGUUGAGGACGAAAGCGGGUCUUGGAUACCCUUGAUGACAAAAAAGGACGGGAAGACGCCUUCCGGUGUCUUCGCCGUGCAGCGAGAAUGCUACGGUCUCGAUCCGCCCACGGAGGACGGUGCCGAGAAGUUAAACGUCUUCAUCGCGGGGUUUUGCAGCAAGCUCGCGGACGAAGGCUGGCAGAUCUCGUCGAACACGUACAUCUUGUUCGGCUGCGCGGCGGCGGAUCGACUCCGGGUCGAUGUGUCUUGGGCUCUGACUCGCACUGUGACUACCUUUCGCGAAGCACGCCGCGUAUGCGAUGACGCCGCGGGUAACCGCCUCGACGAGAUCAAGCUCCUCAACAACGAGUUCAUCGCGGACACGACAAACUUCCUCGCCGCCGUCGGAGACGUGAUCAACACCAGCGACGCGGGACUUUCCGACGACGCCCGCGCGUCGUUGAUCGCCGGUCUCGAAGAGGCCAAGGCCGUCGUCAAGGCCGUCGUCGACGAGGGGGUGAGUGUCUCCGCCGCCGCCGGCGCGGGGAUCGCGUCCGGCGCGGGGGUCGCGUCCGGCGCGUCCGGCGCGGGGGUCGCGUCCGGUACCAACGGCCUCUCGUCGCCCGCGUCGUCUCUGACGCCGGCCGGUCCUAUUGCCCGCAAGAAGCUCGGUGUGAUGCUCGCGGAGGUGCGUGUCUUGGAGAAGAAGGCGGUCAUACUGAAGACGCUCGCGGAGGGGGGCGAGGAUAAAACGCUCACGAACAAGAGAAAUUCCCUUCAAUCCGCCGUGGACGCCGUCGCCCGCGCCCGCGCCGCCGACGUUCUCGACGAUCACACCGAGUUAGGGCUGUCUACGGGAUCAACCUCGGCAACGCACGAGGACAAGAAGUCGUACGCCUGUCGCCUUAAAGUGAUGUUGUACGCGGAGGUGAGCUGCACGUGCGGGAUUUACGUGCACGCCAUUGGGAAGAAGUUCGACGUGCUCAAGUUCGCGCCGCAGAGCGCCGUCGGAGAUAUGUACGUAAUGACGAAAGCGCUGUCUCGCGGUGAUUACAAGCACCGCAGCGCGUCGUGCGGCGAGCAUGUGUCGUUGAUGAUCGAUCUCGAGGACAACGGCGACUGCUCCGUCGCGCACGCGGAGAAGUUCGCGCGCGCGGCGAACAAGGCGUACGGCGCGUGCGCGCACCUCCUUCGUUGA
This is a messenger RNA of Micromonas pusilla CCMP1545, 2184 nucleotides long. RefSeq lists its product as uncharacterized. Gene Ontology annotation, molecular function: sequence-specific DNA binding; zinc ion binding. The record is from RefSeq and is a predicted model, not a curated record. Gene Ontology annotation, biological process: regulation of DNA-templated transcription. Bases 1 to 2184 code for a protein of 727 amino acids. Lineage: Eukaryota; Viridiplantae; Chlorophyta; Mamiellophyceae; Mamiellales; Mamiellaceae. The transcript has a single exon.